AUGGCAGAAGAAUCUAAGAGGGUAGUGGUAAUAGUGGAUGCAUCAAAAGAUGUUUUUGCUAAGUCCAUAAUGAAGGCACUGAAACAGACGAAUCCUCGGGCUGGAGAUGAGCUUAAACUCAUAGCAGUUCUUGAACAGUUCAGCAGUCCCAUGGGAUACAAGAUCAGGGUCCAUGACAGUCCAUUUCUUGCAACAACCCAAAAGAUUGUUGACGAAGAAUUAGCUAGAAAAAGGGAUGACGUUAACAAGAGUUCAGGAAUCAUGGAACUCCUUAAGUAUUGUGAAACAAAAAAGAUGGACUUCCACAUUGAUGUGGUUGCACACCCUUUCACAGAGGUUUUUUCUCAUGCUGCCAAAAGUUUUGGAGCAACGUGGUUGAUCGUUGACAGAAAGGUGAACAAAGAUAACAGGAAAUUGCGGUUACCUUGUGGUAUGAUUAGAAUAAGAAGUGACAACACUAUUCAAAAGGUGCAAGGUCCAGAAGUACCAACAGAGCUCUCCAAAUCACACUCCACAGGUGAAGCUAUGAAGAUCAUUGGUGGAACCGAAGAUGAAGAAUUUUCACCCAAGAGGCAUAGGUCAUCACCAAAUGAACAGUUCACAACAAUUGGAACAUCAAGUUCAAGCAUUCUUCAGUUAAUGAAUGACAAAGAGCACGAAGAACCUCAAAAUACAGAGCAAGAAAAAGAAAGUAUGUUUUUCAAUUCACGAGACCUUGAGCAGCAAAGCGGUGACAAUGAAGAGUCACAGAUAGAGACAGAAUUGACAGUCCCACUUUGUUCUGUGUGUAAAAACAAACGACCAAAAGUUGGAUGGAUGAAAGACUUCAGUUACACAGAACUCUGGAAAGCUACACAGGGAUUCUCUCAAAAGAACUUUCUAUCAGAAGGUGGAUUUGGAUCUGUCUACAAAGCAGAGCUCACUGGAAUAACUAUUGCUGUUAAGAAGCUUAAAAAUGCAAGUCUCCAAGGAGAGAAAGAAUUCAAAUCUGAAGUCAAAUUACUUGGCAAAGCAAGGCAUGAGAAUGUGGUCACACUUCUGGGGUCCUGCUCAGAAGGAAUGCAUAAACUUGUUGUUUAUGAAUAUGUCUGCAAUGGUUCAUUAGACCAACAUUUAUCACAACAUUCUCGAACUCCUCUUACAUGGAAAGAGAGGAUCAAAGUUGCUAUUGGAGUUUCGAAGGGCUUGCAAUACUUGCAUGAGACUAACAUUAUACACAGAGAUGUGAGACCAAGCAAUAUCCUUAUCACACAUGAUCGUCAACCUGUGUUGGGAGACUUUGGUUUGGCAAGAAAUCAACAUGAAGACUCAAUACAGUCAACAGAGGUUAUUGGAAGUUUGGGGUAUUUGGCACCUGAAUAUGCAGAAUAUGGAAAAGUGUCAGCCAAGAUAGAUGUAUAUUCUUUUGGGGUGGUUCUACUGGAACUCAUCACAGGAAUGAGGACAACAGACAAAAGACUUAAAGGGAAAAGUCUUGUUGGAUGGGCAACACAUGUACCAUACCAGGAGACUAUUCCCCAACAAGGUCAGAGUCAUCUUAUUGCACAUCAGACUCUGAUGAAUCAGAAGAUGACAACGAUCAAGGAGCCUUUGAAUCAGAAGCUAGAAGACUCCCGUAAUGCCUCCAAUUGGGAGAACUUCAUGAAGCCAGAUUAUCAGAAGACUCCCACUUUUAUCUCCAAUUGUGAGAACUUGAAGCCAGAUUAUGGGAAAACUCCCACAAUCACCUCCAAUUGUGAGAACUUGACGACGGAUUGUUAG
Molecule: messenger RNA, 1761 nt
Organism: Neltuma alba
Lineage: Eukaryota; Viridiplantae; Streptophyta; Magnoliopsida; Fabales; Fabaceae
Product: inactive protein kinase SELMODRAFT_444075-like
Exons: 9
Coding region: 1-1761 (586 amino acids)
Biological process (GO): protein phosphorylation
Molecular function (GO): protein tyrosine kinase activity; ATP binding
Source: RefSeq, a predicted model, not a curated record